UGCACUUGAUUUAGAAAAUAUUGAAAAAAUAAUGGAAAAGACUGGAAAGGAAUAUUUUUUGUAUAAAAUUGAUAUUGGUGUUAUGAAAAAUCGAAGAAAAUGGAGUCACAGCAAAAAUAAAGUGUCAGUUUCAAUACGAACAGCUGUCCAUGAUAUUUUGAUAAUUAAACAACCAGUAACAAAAACUCCUGCCUGGCUUUAUGCUGUUUCAUUUCUGAGUGGAGCUAUUAUAUAUUUUUUAAUUGGAUUACUUUUGUAUAAGGUUGGAUUUUUUAAAAGGAAACGGCAUCAUGGAAGCGUAGAACCUGAUCGACCUUUUAGUAUAACAGAUUUACAAAUUCCAAAUUUUGUAUAUACACAAAAUAAAAAUAUUUCUACUGGAGCAAAACCAAGUUAUUUCGGAUUAAGUUUAUUAUUACAGAAAGAUAGAAUUUUGGUUGGUGCUCCAAGAGCUAAUUCAAGUCUUGCAAGUCAAGAAAGUAUUAAUGAAUCAGGUUUGUUAUAUAUUUGUUCGGUUACUGAAAACAAAGAGGAAUGCAAACCAUUUGUUCUUGAAAAAAACGGAAAUAUAAAAUAUGGGCCGGAAAAUGAAACAGAAAGGAGAGAUAAUCAAUGGCUUGGUGCUUCAAUUUCAGGAAAUGUUAUAGGUAAACAAAAUGGAGAUAAUCCUUUUAUGGUAUGUGCGCCGCUUGUUAAAACAUUCAAAUAUUUUCGUAUUUCCGGAGUAUGUUACAUUCAAAGAAAUAUUAAAACUGAUUCUAAAAAGUACAAACAAAGCUUGCCAGAUUAUGAAAAAUAUAAACAUUAUAGCCGUAUGUUUCUAAAUCUUGGUUUUAGUAGUCAUUGGAUUAAAGAACGAGAAAUUUUUCUGACUGGGACACCAACCUGUGAUGGAAAUCGUGGUGCAUUUACUCAUUAUAAUUUAAAUAAUGGUAAAGGAAAACUUGUUGAUUCAGUAACUCAAAGUGAUUCUUAUGGCGGCUAUUCUAUUACAUCUGGUAUACUUAAUAAAAAUGGUGCAAUAUCUUAUAUUAUUAGUGCUCCACGUUAUAAAGGUGUCGGUAAUGUUAUUGUAGUUAAUGAAAAUAAUUUAAACAAAAGGGAACGAGUAUUAACAGGUUCACAACCUUAUGAAUAUUUUGGUUAUUCCGUUAUAGCAACAGAUAUAAAUCAAGAUGGACUUUCUGAUAUUAUUGUAUCAGCACCAUUUUAUUCAUUAAAAAAUCGUUAUGAAGUUGGUGCUAUUUAUAUAUACGAUAGUAUUAACAAUUAUAAAAAAAAAGAAAUAAUUGUUGCUCCAAGUAAAUUUUCAUAUGGUAGAUUUGGUUUAUCUUUAGCUUCAUUAGGUGAUAUUAAUUUAGAUGGAUAUAAUGAUAUUGCUGUAGGAGCACCAUAUGAAAAAAAUGGAAAAGUUUAUAUAUAUCAAGGCAGUUCAAAUGGUUUAUAUGCAAUACCAUUACAAAUUCUUGAAUCACCAAAAUUUUCUGAUGAAAUACACCUAAAACAUAAUUUUGGUUUUACAAUAUCAAAUGGUGCCGACAUCGAUAGUAAUGGUGUAAAUGAUAUUGUGGUUUCAGCUGUUAAUAUUGAUACAGUUUACCUUUAUAAAGCAUAUCCAAUUGACAAAUAUAAAUCAGUUAAUCAAGAAUUAUACAUAAAGCAUUUAUGUGAUGGAAAUCGUACCUGUAAUUCUAAUCUUAAAGUUGAAAUUGAAAAAUCUGGAAGGAGUAUACUGCUUGUGGAUCUGAAUCGAUAUUUAACAGUAAGUUUUAAAACACAGAAUUUGGUGGGGAAUGAUCCUGCAUAUUUACCACGCAUAAAUAUAACAACAAAUCAAAAUAUACCUCUAUAUAAGGAAUCUUCUAAGUGUAAAAUGUUGAAUCUUCAAAAUAAAGAACGAAUAUUGCAAUGUGCUUUAUCGAAUGAGGAAAAUUUGGUCCUGCAACAAAAUGAAACGCAAAUUUUGAAUUUAACUUUUGAUAUUUCUAAUUUGAAAGGAUCAAAAUUGAUUUUUAAAGCGACUGUCUCCAGUUCAAGCAAUGAAAUUGAUCAUAGUGAUAAUGUUGCUAGUUUAACAUUUGCAAUUGUUGGAUGUGGUGAUAUAGAAGUUAUUGAAACAUCUCUUGAGGGCUCUCAGUUUAUUAAUUUGUAUGAAGGUGAAGAACAAAUGAUAGAAUUUGAGAAAACAUUUCAAAUAAAAAAUGCUGGACCAAGUACACUGACUAAUUUAAAUUUUAGCAUUCAAUAUCCAAUUGUAUCAAAUUUCAAUUCAAGUAAAAUCAUAUCACCAGUUCAACCACUUAAACUGUUUUUGAAUGAUGAAGUUAAACUAAAUCUAAAUGAAAUAAAUGAUAUUGGUAAUAACAAUAAUAGUGGUAACAGUUCUAUUGAAUUGCUUAACUCACGCAAAGAACGCAGUGCUGUUAUUGAGGGUGUUUGCAUAGAUACUACACAUUGGUUGCCAAGUUUAUAUUCAGAAUUCAUAAAAGUUAUUCCGUUCGAAAAUAAAAUCGAAUUUGAUACGAUUUCUUCCGAAAAUUUACAUACUAAGUCUUUCAUAAUUGACAAGCUAAAGACAUCAUCGACAAGUGUUUCUGAAAUUAUAAUCAAAUUUAAAGUGAAUCAAAAAGAUUUAUGGAAUUUAUUGAAAAAAUAUAAUACUGAGUUUUUCAUAUAUAAAUUGAAUUUCAUCGCUAGCAGCCAGCUUUGUUCAAACGCAGACGAUUGUACACCGACUAUAUUCACUUUUCGAUCAAAAGUUGAAGAAAUUAUCAUAAAAACUGUUCCCAUACAGAAAUCUGAAAUUUGGAUUUAUGCUGUUUCAUUCGUUAUAGGUUUAAUAGUCUAUUUUCUAAUUGCUUUUCUAUUUUAUAAGCUUGGAUUUUUCAAAAGGAAAAAACAUGAGGAAGUUAAAGAUUUCAAAAGGCAAAGUAUUAUGAGACAAUCAAUGAGAAUUACAGCAAUUCCAGAUGGAUUCGACCCACGUCAUGUCAGCGGUAUAUUACAGUUAAACCAAAAUGAUGACCUUAUAACAGAAGAAAUAGAAGAGGAUUCAAUGUAA
Molecule: messenger RNA, 3061 nt
Organism: Condylostylus longicornis
Lineage: Eukaryota; Metazoa; Arthropoda; Insecta; Diptera; Dolichopodidae
Exons: 12
Coding region: 32-3061 (1009 amino acids)
Biological process (GO): cell-matrix adhesion; integrin-mediated signaling pathway; cell-cell adhesion
Cellular component (GO): integrin complex; external side of plasma membrane
Molecular function (GO): integrin binding
Source: RefSeq, a predicted model, not a curated record